Molecule: messenger RNA, 1088 nt
Organism: Prunus persica (peach)
Lineage: Eukaryota; Viridiplantae; Streptophyta; Magnoliopsida; Rosales; Rosaceae
Product: NAD(P)H-quinone oxidoreductase subunit N, chloroplastic
Exons: 4
Coding region: 196-888 (230 amino acids)
Cellular component (GO): membrane
Molecular function (GO): oxidoreductase activity, acting on NAD(P)H, quinone or similar compound as acceptor
Source: RefSeq, a predicted model, not a curated record
UUGGAGAAAGAGUUUUCAGAUUUCUUAUCUUGUUUGUCCACCAUACAACUCCCAGCAUAUUUUGUAUUGGCAUUUGCUUUUUCACAGCCUUUAUCUAAUUUCCCAUUUCGUUCCCGCUAAUGGCAUGAUCUCCCACCAUCACUAUCUUUCUUCCAAGUUAGAAAGAAACCUGCAACAUAAAAGCCACCAAACAGAAUGGCAGCUGCAAACUGCUUCAAGCAUGGAACAAUUCUACCAGUCUCGGCCAAUCUCCAGCACAAGCAGCUACCACCAAGAAACAGCUGCACCAUAAACAAUGAGCUCAAGGGAAACAGAAACAUGAUGCUUAUGAUGGGUUUGAGUGGAAGACAUGGUAAAGCAUCCAAACGUGUUGGGAUGAUAAGGUGCAGUGGGAGAAGUAUAGAGGACUUCAUAGGAGGAGACUUGGUGAAAUUUGAUCUCGGCCGUUGGCUUUCGGACGUGGAGGAGCACAAGGCCCUGGCUGUCUACUCUCCCCAUGAGGGAGGCUACGAGGGCCGCUAUCUUAACCGCCUGAGAUACCAAGGUUACUAUUUCCUGGACCUUAGUGCCCGAGGCCUCGGUGAUCCUGAGACCACCCUCACCAAGGUCCAUCCUGUUUGCCCGCCUCAUCUAGGGAAGCAGCCCAUAUCAAGGUGGUACUUUCCACCAGAGGUUGAUUACAGGCUUGCCGCCCUGCCUCCAAAGGCCAAAGGCCUUGUGGUCUGGAUUAUUGAAGCCAAGGUUCUGUCAAAGGCAGAGCUGCAGUUUCUUGCUCUGCUUCCCACACUCCGGCCCAAGGUCAGGGUCAUUGCCGAAUGCGGAAACUGGAGGAAAUUUGUAUGGAAACCACUCGAAGAAAUUUCAGGAUUAACUGCUAAUGAGGGAUGAGAACAGUAGCAAAGACACAGCAGAUGAGUUCAAGUUACUCUCAUCCUUAAUUUGAAGACAUUUGAGCUUUAUUUCACUGUGGAAGCAAAUCCAUGGCGCAAGAAAUACUCUACAGUUUUCACUAUCACCAUUGUUUUCCUGAUCACAUGUCGAAGUACAUAAUAGUUUCAUCUAAAAAUUGCAAUCUAUCCACUUUCAUC